AUGUCAGACGAGCUGGUGGGGUGUAUAUGCAGCUCCCUGGCGGGGUUGAUGGGGGCGGUGCGGGAUGCUGUUGCUUCGGCCAAUGCUUUGGGGGCCCCUACAGACGUGCUGCCUGCUGCAGCAGAUACAGCAGCAGCAGCAGCAGCAGCAGCAGGAGGCAGCGGCGGCGGCAGCGAGCAGCAAACAGCUGGGGGCCUCUCGCCAACCCAUAUCGCUUCUCUCAUCCUUAUUGUUCUUGCUGUGCUCUUCUCGGCAUUCAGAAGUUCCCCCGCGUUGCCGGCGAAGGCCUCAAGAGACCCAACCCAACACAGAGACGACGACGCUGAGCCCCCUGUAGCUUGA
Messenger RNA from Eimeria mitis, 342 nucleotides. RefSeq lists its product as uncharacterized. The record is from RefSeq and is a predicted model, not a curated record. Bases 1 to 342 code for a protein of 113 amino acids. NCBI's taxonomy places the organism in Eukaryota, Apicomplexa, Conoidasida, Eucoccidiorida, Eimeriidae. The transcript has 2 exons.